This is a messenger RNA of Pollicipes pollicipes, 1236 nucleotides long. RefSeq names its product Claudin superfamily protein pickel (gene pck). Gene Ontology annotation, biological process: regulation of tube size, open tracheal system; septate junction assembly. Gene Ontology annotation, cellular component: membrane; septate junction. The coding region runs from base 120 to 914 and encodes 264 amino acids. NCBI's taxonomy places the organism in Eukaryota, Metazoa, Arthropoda, Thecostraca, Pollicipedomorpha, Pollicipedidae. The transcript is spliced from 7 exons. The record is from RefSeq and is a predicted model, not a curated record.
CACGGAGUUCCCAUGGCCACUGGGAUUUGUUGCUGGCGGUUUGUUUCCGGGGGCGUCGUGUGCGGUUGGAAAGGUGAUUUUAUCAAGCAAGCCAGUGUUCAGCACUCAGUCCAAUCACAAUGGCUGCAGAUGGAGAGAAGCCAAAGGCCAAAAAAGGUCCAGUAUUUUAUGGAGGCAUCCUGACAUUCAUUGGGGGUGUGCUCCUUCUGAUGUCCUUUUCAAGCCCAUAUUGGCUUCAAUCCUACGAGAUCGCGUACCUCGACUUCAAGAAUAUGGGCUUGUGGGAGUUCUGCUUCUUCAACUUCCGCUUUCCGAACAGCCAACACGACCACAAGUUUAAUGGCUGUCACCACGUCUUCAGUGACGAGUACAGAAUCCUCCGCGAGUGGAUUUUGCCCGCCUGGCUGCAGGCGGUGCAGGCGUUCGUGAGCCUGGCAUUCCUGGCCAGCUUCUCGGCGCAGAUCGUCGUGUCGCUGAUGCUGAUGCGGUGGCCGCUGGUCUUGUGGCGCCGGUUCCAGUACGAGACCACGCUGACCACGUUCUUCUUUACCGUCUCGACAGCGGUCAGCCUGUUCCUGGCCGUGGCCGUGUUCGGUGGUCGCUGCUGGGACCGCAGCUGGCUCAUGUACCCGAACUACAACUACCUCUCCUGGUCGUACUACAUGGCCAUCUUCUCGCUGGGCUUCCACGCGCUGGCUUCGCUGCUCUUCGGCAUGCACGCGUACCAGGUGCGCCAGCAGCAGGCUCUGCAGCCCAACGACUACCGGCUGGAGCAGUUGAGCCAGGUCGGCAGUCUGGGCUACCCGUACUACGCCCCCUCCAUCGCCACUCCCUCCCCGACACCGUACGAGCGCGUCGACGACAACCACGUCUACGUGCCCGACCCGUCCGUCGGCGGGUCGCAGCGCUAUUAAAGCUUUGGGCAGAGGCCAAUUGUAACGCUGAUGGCGUGUUUACCGUAGAUGUGCGUAGUGUGGUGUCAUUCCACAGUGUUGUGAUCUGAUCGUAACACAGUCCGUCCUGACGUGUGUGCCUUGAGGUACUGGGUCGCAGUAUGUACGGCGACGACAGUUGUUGAUAGUGGCUCUGAUCUUCAGAUAGACUAACUCACGCACAUUCCUCGCAUGUCCCAAUGCGCGUUUGGGAAAUAUUUUGUGCACGAAGGCUUCAACUCUUACGACUCAAGGAAAAGAGUGCUGCAACCGCAACCCAAUAAAUGCGCUACUGAUGUUUUUA